Molecule: messenger RNA, 2199 nt
Organism: Pediculus humanus corporis (human body louse)
Lineage: Eukaryota; Metazoa; Arthropoda; Insecta; Psocodea; Pediculidae
Product: Heat shock factor protein HSF30, putative
Exons: 11
Coding region: 1-2199 (732 amino acids)
Biological process (GO): regulation of DNA-templated transcription
Molecular function (GO): sequence-specific DNA binding; DNA-binding transcription factor activity
Source: RefSeq, a predicted model, not a curated record
AUGCACGGUUUAUCAGAUAUAGGUCCGAACGUACCUGCUUUUUUAGUAAAACUUUGGAAAUUAGUCAACGAUCCAGAAACUGAUGAAUUAAUAUGCUGGAGUGAGAGUGCAUUGAGUUUUAUUAUUCAUCAACCAGCAAAAUUUGCCAGGGAGCUUUUAUCAUUGUAUUAUAAGCAUAAUAAUAUGGCUAGUUUCAUAAGGCAACUAAACAUGUAUGGUUUUCAUAAAAUAGUAUCGGAAGCAGGCGGAUUAAAAAAUGAUAAGGACUAUAUGGAGUUUGCUCAUCAAUGUUUUAUAAAAGAUCAUCCAUACCUGUUAGGAAAUAUUAAAAGGAAAUUACCAAAUCCUAAAUCAGGUGUUAUGCCUAAUGAGCAGUUUACUAAUUCGAACCUAAAGAAUGAAACUCAAUCGGAAAUUUUAGCAAAAGUGCUUACAGAUGUAAAUAAUUUAAAAGGAAAACAAGAGUCUUGGGAUGCAAGAUUAGCAUCAAUGAAAAGAGAAAAUGAAGCUUUAUGGAGAGAAUUGGCCAUUUUUAGGCAAAAACAUUUGAAGCAGGAACAAAUAAUAAAUAGGUUAAUUCAUUUCAUAGUUACUAUAGUUCAACCUUCGAGAAAUGUACCCCUAAGAAGAAGGUUUCCUUUGAUGUUAAGCGAUAUUCAACCUGUAAAAAAAAUUACCAAAUUAAGUGGACCUGAUGCUUCAAAUAUUAAUCAGGGUUCUCCAACUGGGCCUACAAUUCAUGAAAUAGAUACAAGUGAUGUUAUUUUCGGGAGUCCUGAGCAACUAGAAGUAUCAAGCGACGGCGAAUUUAUUUCCUCAGACCUUGGAGAAAAUGACGCCAACUUAAUUAAGUUUGAUAAUACGGAAAAGCGGUCCGUAACAACGAAGGAAGGUACAGGUAAACCCAUAAUUGAAGGAACGGAAAAUAUUCCGGAAGAAUGGUUAGAAAUACAAAUGACAGAAGGAGAUAUUAUUGAUCCUUUAACACCGAUAGAUCCUGCUAAAAUAAAUCCAGCCAUGGCGGCUGCAACCCUUAAACAUUUAAAAGGAGAUAGUAAAAUCAAUACUCCUAUAACAAUAACAAUACCAUCAAUAACCACUUCGGAUUCCGGUAAAAAAAAUAUUUCCGAAAAAAAAAUCAUUUAUUUAACGGAUGAAAAUAUUGCCGCUCAAAAAACCAUGAAAAAGAAAAAACCGAUGACAUUAAAAUUAGAUGUCAACAACAAAAAAAAUUCCAACAAUCAAGGAAGUCAAUUGGGUUCUGUCAGUUCAAUUGUAGAUUCCACCGUAAAGGAUGGUAAAAAAAUAAUCAAAAACAUCAAUCGUCCAUCUUCAACUGCUACCGAUCAGAAAAUAAAUAUUAAAAAUUCUUCAACACCGAAAAUUAUUAGUCGUAAAAAACUGACAACUAAUGAUGAUUCUAAAACUUCUGCAACAGAAAUAGGAAUCGAUGAUUUAGAAUUAUUAUUAAGGUCGAAACAAGACGAUGGAGAUCUUGGGUUAGUAAAAGGAAAAGAUGCAGAGGAUAAAGAAGAGUUGAGCGAUUCAUUUUUAAAAUUGGAUUCUUUGUACAAUGGAACGAUGUGCGAAGAGCAACUCGUCGAUUCGUCAAAGGAAACUUUGAAACUUGAAAAAGAUGAUAAUUUGAAUUCCGUCGAGGAAAACGAUAAAUUACCAUCGACUAGUUUAAUCAAUUCAAACGAUUUGAUUGAUAAAAAUGAAAGUGAAAAUUCAGAGAACGCCGCAUUGAAUUUCGAUUCCGAUUCAAUGGCCAUAGUGUGCCAACAACCGUCAUCGGCAAAAUGUUUAACUCGGGAACUUACUUCGCACGUGGAUUCCGUACAAGGAGAAUUAGAUUAUUUGAAAGAAAUGUUAAAAGGUGAAGGAUACAGUUUUGACACUAAUUCAUUGCCAUGGUUAUUCAACGAUGAUCCUUUAUCGUAUGGUUUGCUACCGGCAAUAGACGAUGAAAAUAACGAGAAAAAAAAUGAAGAAGCGGGGAAUGAACUGAUAGCAUACGCAACACCGAACCUUAUGGAUUUAGUCGACUUGAUCGGAUCGACUCCUAACAACAACCAGGAUUGGACAAACGUCUCAUUAUCACCGACUUCUCCAGCAGUUGCAGAUCUCACGACACCGGCACCAAGUCCGAACACUUUUAGUUUUACAAAUCCUGGAAAAAAAAGAAGAAAAUCAUAA